AUGGAGUUAAUCAGCACGCAACGCAUGAGCUACGAGUCGUGGCUGCACACGUGGAACCUCGAAGACGACGACGACUUUUCGAGCGGCGACGACGACGACGGCGAGUCUCGCGACACCAACACUAAAGAAAGAAGCGCGACGCUGAAGGAUUUGCGAACAGUCCAAAGGCGCGAGUGUUCGCACGAGGAGGAGAUAAACGGACAGUGCUGCGCGAUAUGUUUAUCGAGGUUUACAAAAAAGAGAGAGGAGACGGAGGACGACGAUGGGAACAAACAACGCGCGGGAGUUCAAAGGUGUUUUCGCCUGGCGGAGUUGCCGUGCAAACACGUCUACCACGAAGAGUGCAUCGAGAGUUGGCUCGCUCGAAGCCGACGGUGUCCGACGUGUCGGAAGAGUUUACGAGAGAAGAAGAAGAAAACAGGAACGCAAGCGAAGAAUGGAAGCGAAGAGAGGUUGUUAUCGCGACCAAACGACGACGAGGAGGAGGAGGAGGAGGAGGAGGACGACGACGCGCGCGCUCAUCAGAGUCGACGGGAGUUGGAGCGCGAGUCCGUCCGUCGGCUGCGAGAGAUGGAAACGCGGGCGCGCGAGCGAAGAGCGAGGGAGAUAGAGGAGGAGAGGCGCGCGAGGAGAAGGAAUAGGAUGGAGACGGUUUUAGAACACGAAGGAAUGAACGAGGAGAUCUUUGAGAGCGUCAUGACGCACGCCAUGGGGUUGUUAGAAGCAGCCGCGGUGGCGGGAGAGGAAGACGAGGAAGACGAGGACGUUGAAGAAGAAGAAGAAGAAGAAGAAGAGCAGAGGCUGCCAAGGGCCAGGGUAGCGAAUCAAACAGGCGCUGGGUCGUUACUCGUCGGUACUCGCGGGAACAACUACGGGGCGAACGGUUCGAACACGUCGUAG
This is a messenger RNA of Bathycoccus prasinos, 900 nucleotides long. RefSeq lists its product as hypothetical. Lineage: Eukaryota; Viridiplantae; Chlorophyta; Mamiellophyceae; Mamiellales; Bathycoccaceae. The record is from RefSeq and is a predicted model, not a curated record. Gene Ontology annotation, molecular function: zinc ion binding. Bases 1 to 900 code for a protein of 299 amino acids. The transcript has a single exon.